AUGUUUGUAUUUACAGAUACCAACCCAUACAGUGAUGGAGCGCAUAUUGCCUUUCUGUUAGAUGGGAGCGCAGCUGUUUCCUGGUUUGAGUACCGCAUACAAAAAGAAUUUGUGAUGCGAGUUAUGUUGGAGCUCGAAACUUACUCGACCCAGUUUAAUGCUGCAGUGGUUGAAUACAGUGACGAGGCCACGUUGUUGAUUAACUUUACUCAGAGAUUUGAUUUACAUCUCUUUUUGAAUAGACUCAUUACUUUGCCAGAAAACUCUGGUGGAUGGCCGCAAAGAAUAGAUAAAGCUCUAACAUUCACAUCGAAAUAUGUUUUCACGAGCACAGGGCAGGACAUUCCAAAGAUUGCCUUUCUGUUUGCUUAUAGUAAAUAUCUACCACCCGGCUUUCAUAGAAAAGCCUCUGAAUCACUGAGACAAAAAGGAGUCCGCAUUUUUGUUGUCGAGAUGAAUAACAUAAAUCCAAGAGAGGAGCUGCGGAAUAUUACAGAGAGGGAGGAUGAUCUGAUACGUGUGUCGGAGUUUUUUGAUUAUAUGGACUUGGUAACUAAAGUUCUGUUGGCAAUUGAUAAUCCAUCGGUACAAUUAGCUCAAGAUGUAAGCUUUCUGUUUGGUGGUAGAAAAGCCUCUUUGACGUGCAUCGCAUCGGGCUGGCCCCUUCCCACAGUCAAAUGGUUCAUAAGUGGUGAAGAGCUUACAAAUGGUGAUGUGAACCAGACUAUUUCUCUAAGAGAAGAAAAAAACCAAAAGCAGCUCAAUUUAUCUCUUUAUAUUUCCGAAGCCAACAUGAAACAUGCCGGAAAUUUUACCUGUGAAGCUAAAAACAAGUAUCACACGAAAAGACGUCAUAUUCAAGUCUCACUUACCUGUCCACCAGAACACUUCACACUCACCACUUCGCCUCCUCGAGUUGCACCAAGAGGAAAUGCAACUUUAAAAUGUGAAUUUGAAGGUAUGGAUCGCCGACACUUAAAUUCUUACUACUGGCAUUGGAGAUUCAACGAAAAAGAAAUUAAAGAGAACGAAAGAUACAAGAUGCUUUACAACCACCUGCCUCCUAACUUUUGUCAGCAGUCAAAAGGGUGGGCCGUUCUCCAGAUCAUGAACAUUUCAGAAGACGAUUUGGGACAAUACGAGUGUGCCUUACAGUUGUCCAACAUAACACUCGCAGAAAACGAUAUUCCCCUUUACGACGUUGGAGUUUCUAAAGUACCUUUACGCCCUAUAAUUGUGACCUCUGAGGCAAUCAAGUGCGGACAUGCAGUAAAAGUGGAAUGGAUACCUCCACGCAAAGCAAAAUCUAGAAUGAGUUCAGUUAGUGGAUAUGAACUUGUGUUAACACCACAAAGCGAUUCUAUCCACCAGACCAUUAACUUAUCGAGUGAGGUGCGUUCCCAUGAGUUUGGUGGGCUCAAGGUUAAUGCAGUUUAUAAAGUGGAACUACGAGCAAAAACCUCCGAGGGCUUUGGUCUUACAGCAGAAGAACAGAUAACAACAACUGCAGGUAAGGCCAAGAUAUGAACAAUUUUAUGGAUACGGUAGUUUUUGUUUGCUGUUAUUGUCGACAUUGUCGUUGCUACUUUGCUUAAUCAAAUAAACCCUUAAACUUGCGAGUUCAAGGUAGGGGAGGGG
This is a messenger RNA of Orbicella faveolata, 1638 nucleotides long. RefSeq lists its product as uncharacterized. Gene Ontology annotation, biological process: cell surface receptor protein tyrosine kinase signaling pathway; protein phosphorylation; multicellular organism development. Lineage: Eukaryota; Metazoa; Cnidaria; Anthozoa; Scleractinia; Merulinidae. The record is from RefSeq and is a predicted model, not a curated record. Gene Ontology annotation, molecular function: protein binding; ATP binding; transmembrane receptor protein tyrosine kinase activity. Gene Ontology annotation, cellular component: plasma membrane; signaling receptor complex.